AUGCCUAUCUUCCAAGCCGAUUUAGACAAUCACGAACCCGAACCUGAACCUAUCGAGCCAUCCCCGAUUAACGUGCCUUCUUCUGGACUGAGACGCCUUUCAGAAGAAAGCAUCCGAACUGAAUUAUGUGAAGGACCCGUCCCGGACAGUCCUCUACGGUCUAAAACUCCCCAAAAGGUCGAAGGUGCCGAGAACGCAAUAUCGGAUCGAGCUUCAUUAAUCGAAAGACUCAAGAGAGCACAAUCUCCUCCAAUAUGGAUCCCACAUCAACAUCUUGAGUCUGUCAUUCACCACCAAACUUCCGAUAUCGAGUCAAAGCACCCUCAGACACCCGCCGAGCCUUCGAUGUUGCUUGCACCUGCCCAAAUAACGCCCGAAAAGAACGAUUCUCACUCCGAUUUCGACAACAGAUUGCGCGAUGGCCUCAAUAUCGAGAGACCGAGAUCGGCACUACACAGCGGUAACUUCUCCGAGGAGGAAGCAGCAGCCAAGGACCGUACUACAACAGCCGCUAGAGCGCAUAAUGGUCGAUGUCCUGUACCAGCAGAAACUCCAUGGAUCGCAACUUCUCCUCCUCGACAUUAUACGCCGUUCCAGCACGAUAAAGGAGUUCCCUUUCCAGCAAGUGCCGAGAGUUUCCGAUUCACGAACUCACCUUUGUCUUCGUCUUUGUCCUCCAGCUUUGUAUACAAGCCGCCUACCAGUCCUCUAGUACAAGCUCAGAGCUCCGAAGAGCACGACAUGUCUUUGCCAAGAGAUCCAUUUAGUUUCAUCGGAUACGUUGGGACGAGCCACUACAUGCCACAGUCUACAGCUUCAUCACUAUGGAUGUCUUCCUCGCCGAAAUACACACUGCCUCAACGAGUAUCUUCCUAUCGCCGAGAAGCAUUUCCAUAUCAGGCACACCAACCUCGAAGAUCAUUGACUUCAACUCCAAGCUUUAUGCAACCCGGCGCAUCGCCACCAACACCAGCACUUCUUCGACCGCGCAGGUCAUCUGUAGCAGCAGAGGCAUCGCCACUGCAGCAUGCAUCCAUGGUUGGCUCUUACGAAGAGAGUAUUCUUCGCGGCCGCAUGUCUACGACUCCUUCUAAGCCACUGGAUUUUGUCGCACAAAUCGGCGUUCUGGGUAAGGGCAAAUGCAAGUCCAGCUUGAAGUGUCCACGACAUGUCAGCCUCUCAUUCCCAGCUGUAUACUACAGCUACAGCAACACAUCACAUGGACGUUCAAAUGCGGAUGAUGGCCCGAGCCCGUAUGUCGGUCAAAUCGACCUUGAGAAUGGACUUUCUAACCCAGAUGAUGAACAUCGAGCAAAGAAGAAAGCACAGAGCCGCGCAGAAAGGCGACCCACAGAAGACAUGAUGGAUAUUAGCCUCGAGAAUCAGGCCCCUGAGCAUAUCUCACGUCGAAACUCCCGGGCCAGUCGCCGAUCCGGAUCUGGAUUUGCAAAAGCCCCUCCAGGUGGAAGCUAUCGACUUCCAGAAAAGGGACAAAUUCAGAUCAUCAUCAAAAAUCCAAACAAGACUGCCGUCAAACUAUUUCUGAUCCCCUAUGAUCUGACAGGCAUGGAGCCAGGAACAAAGACGUUCGUGCGCCAGCGCAGCUACUCAGCUGGGCCCAUCAUCGACAACGCCCCUGCCACGGCCGAGGCAAACACAGAUGGCCGUCCUAUUCUGAGAUAUCUUGCUCACCUUCACAUUUGCUGUCCUGCCAAAGGUCGAUAUUAUCUUUACAAGAGCAUCCGGAUUGUCUUUGCAAAUCGUGUCCCCGAUGGCAAGGAAAAACUCAGAAACGAGACGACGUGGCCGGAGCCUCGAUAUACGCCUUAUAAACCUAUUCGCGUGAUGCAUCCGCCCUUACCUACGCAGUCUGGUCCCGCUGCUAUGCUAGCCGUGGACAAGGCGUCGCGCAGACGAAGCGUGGGCUUCUUCCAAGGCUCAUCUCACAAUCUCGACAUUAUGGGCAAUAUGUUCCGCGUUAACGAUUCUCCUUCUGGAGGCUCUGCUGGUGGCAAUACUUUACCUGUGGAUCCAAUUCCCUUCUAUAUUUCUGCUCAUGCUCGAACAAGCAGCGAUAUCAGCAACAGCACAAACACUACUGCUGCUCCUGGCAACGAUGGCCGUUAUCCUGGCGAGUCUCCGGCUAGUCGUCCUUCGACCAAGGAUUCGAAUAAUGAUCAGUCAGUGGGGCCCGCGCUCUAUGAGAAACUCAACAAAGGUGAGCCGGGAUAUGGCGGCAAUGCCUUUGCUCUUAAUAGAUCGGGUUCACUAGGCGGUGCGGAGGGUUUACUCUCUCAGCGCUUGCGUUCACUAGGGGUCAAGCAGCCUACACCCCCGGAAACACCUCGUCGGGAUGGCAUGUCUCCCUAG
Molecule: messenger RNA, 2370 nt
Organism: Fusarium venenatum
Lineage: Eukaryota; Fungi; Ascomycota; Sordariomycetes; Hypocreales; Nectriaceae
Source: RefSeq, a predicted model, not a curated record